This is a messenger RNA of Phoenix dactylifera (date palm), 1143 nucleotides long. The record is from RefSeq and is a predicted model, not a curated record. Lineage: Eukaryota; Viridiplantae; Streptophyta; Magnoliopsida; Arecales; Arecaceae.
CCGACAGACGUAGACGGAAUCUAAAAGACCGUUCACACGUGCGAGUUGCGUCCUCUCUACGCCGACGCUCCUCCUUCCGCCACGUCACCUAUCUCCGUUGUAACGUGGGAGCGUGGGUAAAAGCUAAAGCCGUCGGAUUAAAAAUUUUCCAACCCUUCUUAUAUCUGAUGGCCACGGGGUGCCGUCGCCACUCUCCAUCACUCUCUUCUCUCUAUCUCGUAAGGGGAGGAGAAAAGGACGCGAGUGCCGCAACUCUCGUUGAUGGCGAAACGCCUCGCCGCCCCGUUUUCGUCGUUUCAUCUCGCCUUACUGUUACUUCUGGCCGCCUCAUCGCCCCCGAUCGCGGCGGCGAAGGCCCGGAUGAAAGACGACGUCUCGUGCUCAAUGUGCUCCUCGUGCGACAACCCAUGCCAGCCCGCCGACUCCCCUCCGCCGCCGCCCCCAUCCUCCUCGGCCGAGUGCCCGCCGCCGCCGUCAUCAUCGGGCGGGAUCUUCUACUACUCCCCUCCGCCGCCGUCAUCCUCGGGCGGGAUCCCCUACUACUCCCCUCCGCCGCCCUACGUCUACUCCUCUCCGCCUCCUCCGUCUAGCGGCGGUGGAGGCUCGUACUACCACCCUCCGCCGUCCAACAGAUACUACCCGGCGCCGCCGCCCCCGAACCCCUUCUCGCCCUAUGUCCCGUUCUACUAUUAUAGCCCUCCCCCUCCCUCGAAGUCCUACUCGGGGUCUCUUAGCUUGAAGCCUCUUUCCUCCAUUCCCCUCCUCCUCCUCCUCCUCUUCUUGUGAGCUCUUUGAUCGUAGGUCCGGGAUCAACAAGACGGAGGACUGGGGAAUUUCCGGAGGAUUCCCAAAAUGGGCUCCUGGGCGUUCCCAAAAUGCCCCUCUCUGCUCCCACAAGCGGCGGCGGUGGCGGCACCACGAAGUCUCAACUCCUCUCUCCCGAUCUCCGUUUGUAGCCCUCCAUUUCCGUUAAUUUUUACUUUUAUGUAAUUUUUGUGAUAUUAUGUUGAAUUUUAUUGUAAUGGAAGGUAUAGGAAAAAAAAAGAGGGGGAGGGGGAGGGGGAAAUAAUGCAGGAAUUUGUUGAUGGUGAGAGUAAUUAUUAGUGUUCGUAAAUAAUGUAAUGUUUUCUCAGUUUCUCUGAU